Molecule: messenger RNA, 570 nt
Organism: Lactuca saligna
Lineage: Eukaryota; Viridiplantae; Streptophyta; Magnoliopsida; Asterales; Asteraceae
Source: the annotation of a GenBank genome assembly
AUGAGCUUUCCCGGGAUCGACAGCAUGUUAAGUUAUGGAAAAACAUUAAUGCGAUAUUUACUAAAUGUUACAAAGACAAAAAAAGCCGAUGCCAAAAAGUAUUUUAAGCGAAAGGGAGGGGAGCUGAAUCUUGAGGAAGUAGGUUGCUAUAUAUAUAAAGCUCAUAUAGAUAGAAAUGAGAAUUUUGAUAGCCUGGAAUACGAGCCACAAUAUUUAUUCGGAAAAGUGUUAGUUGCUCGACAAGGACAUAUCAAAGGGAUUGAGCAUAAGCCUUCCAAUAGAACCUCAAACUAUUGUGAGGGAGAGUCCUCACAACCACAACCAAUGGAGGUGGAUGUUCAUGUUGAUAUUAUUAUAAAAAACCCGACAUAUAGCAAAAUAUUUUUUAAGUGGUUUUAUUCGAUGUCAAUAAAAGGUGGGGGUUGAGAUGGCGGGGAUAUUAGGGGUCAUGACGAGGAGAAUGAUGGACCUGAAGACGAUGAUGUGGAUUAUUUAUUUUAUGUUUAUUAUGUUGUACGUUUGUUAAUGACUAAAUAUUUUAUCGUCAUAUUUUUAUUAAGUAUAUCAUGG